AUGCCACUCCGUCGUCACCAUCGAACAAUUGACCUUGGGAAGAAGCUGUCAUCCUUCAUGACAGCUCCCCCAAUACACAACACCCAAACGAUGGAUAAACUCACAAAUUCUGAACUUAACCGCUUGAUCCUUGAGGAACGUCAACCUACCAACAUAAACGAACUCGGUCACCUCUUGACGUAUAUCUUCCAAUCCUUCACUACUGAAAUUCCUGCAGCAGAAGAACUUGUAAUUCCUUUGAGCAGGGUUCCGCAAGCUGCAAGGGUCGAGGAUCUUGAUACUUUUGUUGUUGAUGGGACUCCCAUGAUCAACCUGUAUGAUACUAAAAAGCGCCGGUGGAAUUGGAUGCUUCCAUCAUCGUAUGAACACAAAAAAAAGGAGCAGGAAGAAGCCGAGAGCAGCAAGGGAGAGUGGGUCUUGGUCGAUGAAGCUACAAACACGAAAUCAGCCCAUACCCCACCCGCCAGUAACCUUACCGAAAGCGACCUCUCCGAGUCCAUGUCGGCUGAUGGGGGAAGCCAUCACAAGCCAUCCAGCGACUCAUCAGACCCAUCCAACGAUGGGAAUGAACCGAUAGUCGUUGAGGAGGACCUGGAUCAAUCAUCAGCGACAGAGUAUAUCUUCGGGUCCUUUUUCAACGUCGUCUCUGCUGCUGCUACUCACAAAAAAACCUGGGCUUGCGAAAAAACACAAUUUGUCGCGCAAAUGGAGUGCAGCGAACUCAUCGCGCCCAGUACCUGGCGAUGCGAUCAAGUCCCGUACACACCUGCUGGUACCCUUGCAAGGACUCUCGACACUAAAGCUUACCUGCUUCUGAAACACCAGCCCUGGAGAAGGUUCGCUCUGAUGAUCUCGUUGUGCGCUGGUUAUCGCGAACUUCGUGUCCACUUAUACGACCACUCAGGCAGCGUCGUAAGUGCUUGCACUCACAUCGAUCGACAACCUGACAAGUACUUACAAAUCUUAUCGAGCAUCGUCUUUGGUGAUCUCGAGUGUAUCGGGUAUGACCCCUCAAUAAACAUCUUCAAGCACACGCUUGAUCAAACGCUGAAGUCGCGCUCGAGUUGGCUCCCCCUCCAUAUCCAGAACAAGUUGAAAUCCUCGCAAGCCGAGGACGCGACUGCAUUGCCCGAGAACCAGGGUGAAGGUGAAGGCGAGAGUGAGGGCGAGGGCGAGGGCGAGAGCGAGAGCGAGGGCGAGGAUGAUAUCGAGGGCGAGGGUGAGGGUGAGGGUGAGGGUGAGGGUGAGGGUGAGGGUGAGGGUGAGGGCGAGGGCGAGGGUGAGGGUGAGAGCGAAAGCGAGAGUGAGGGCGAGGGCAGGGCUGAGAACGUGAGCAAGGGCGAGAGUGAGGAGAGUGAGGGCACGUCCUCUCACAUUAAUACCAUGGACACGAAGGGCACCGCUAAAAAGAAAGAUAACGACGACUUCCCACUGGAGUUCCCUAUCGAAGUACCCGAAGACCCUCUCCGCGCACCCCUUCCAGAACCUAUCGGCAAGAUUCGCGUCGGUGACCAUCACUACGAUAUGCUCGAAAUCAUCUUCUCCAGCCAGGGUCUUGUUGGUCGUGGUACCGUUUGUUACCUAGCCAGGAAAGACAACGAGGAAUUCAUCAUAAAGGACCACUGGGUCCUGGGGGGAGAGAAGGAGGCCAUGAACGAAGUCAACAUGAUGAGGAAGAUGAAUGGAGUCCGAGGGGUUCCUAAGCUCGUCGAGCAUUGGAUCGUCGAGUCCAGGAACAAAAUCGACCAAACUGCAAACUACCGGUACAAAGUUCUGCGCAGCCUUAAGAACACAUUUCGAACUCACGUUCGCCUCGUCUUGAAGCCUGCGCGCGAGACCUUUGCAUCAAUUUCGCACGAGGCUAGAGUUGCUUAG
Molecule: messenger RNA, 1875 nt
Organism: Suillus clintonianus
Lineage: Eukaryota; Fungi; Basidiomycota; Agaricomycetes; Boletales; Suillaceae
Exons: 2
Coding region: 1-1875 (624 amino acids)
Source: RefSeq, a predicted model, not a curated record